GGGCGGGCUCUGCAGGGAAGUGCGUCAGAGGAGGCGCGGGGAGAGGAGGGUGCCGUGGUCUGAGCUGGAGGGGGAAGCUGCGGGAGCAAGAGGAUGGGCGUGUGCAGGUGAUAGACUAGAGAACAAGACCUCUGUCUCCGUAGCAUCCUGGAGCAGUCUGAAUGCCAGAAUGGAUAACCGUUUUGCAACCGCGUUUGUAAUUGCCUGUGUACUUAGCCUCAUUUCCACCAUCUACAUGGCAGCCUCCAUUGGCACAGACUUCUGGUAUGAAUAUGAAUAUCGAGGUCCAGUUCAAGAAAAUUUCAGUGAAUUGAACAAAAGCCUGUGGGAUGACUUUGACAGUGAUGAGACAGAUGAAAAGACAUACAAUGAUGCACUUUUCCGAUGUAAUGGCACCCUGGGGUUGUGGAGACGGUGUAUUACUAGGUCCCAGCCUACAGAGCCCUUUGAUAUGGUCACAAAAUGCGUUAGUUUCACACUGAAUGAACAGUUCAUGGAGAAGUUCGUUGAUCCUGGAAACCAUAACAGUGGGAUUGAUUUGCUUCGGACCUAUCUUUGGCGGUGCCAGUUUCUCUUACCUUUCGUUAGCCUGGGUUUGAUGUUCUUUGGGGCUCUGAUCGGACUUUGUGCUUGCAUCUGCCGAAGUUUGUAUCCUGCUAUUGCCACAGGCGUUCUUCAUCUCCUCGCAGGUCUUUGUACGCUGGGCGCAGUUAGUUGUUACGUUGCUGGAAUUGAACUUCUCCACCAGAAGCUAGUGCUGCCGGAAAAUGUGUCUGGGGAAUUUGGAUGGUCCUUCUACCUGGCUUGUGUGUCAGCUCCCUUACAGUUUAUGGCAUCUGCUCUCUUCAUCUGGGCCGCCCAUACCAAUCGGAAAGAGUACACGUUAAUGAAGGCCUAUCGUGUGGCGUGAGAAGGAAACCGCUUGCUUCACAGUUGUCUAUUUUAUUUUUUAAUAUUCAUGUUUUCACUCAUCUCCCGCCCAAAUUGUUUUUAAAACUUUGUGAGUGAACCCUUUUAUCCUGGAAAAUCCAGUUUAUUUAUAUACACUGAGUCCUUUAUUACUUAGACUAAAAUUGACAUGGUUACAUGUGGAUUGAUUCCAUCUUGCAAACUAAUCUUGGCUCAGUCUAAACUGAAAGAAAUGGGAUGACACUUGGCAUAUUGUUGUGAAAGGAACUGAUAGUGGAAAUUGACCCAAAUGUUCUAUGUCUGUUAAGGUUUUUCACUAAUGUAACUAUCUGUUUAACUGGCAACAUUUUGUUUCUUUGGGAACCUCUUCUAGUGUUCAAAACUUUGUGUUCACCUCAUUAUUAUAGAUAGCCAGUCAGCCACAGCUAUUCUGUUUUCAAAGACUCGAGCUGUAUUAAAUAAGGAAGUUAUCUAAGAAUCUUUUCCUUAAGUAUUCACUUGUAGCUUCAUCAGAAGUGGAAUAAGGUAACUGUUUAUCUCCACUGUGUCUAUAAGAAAGGAAGUGAAAAAACAGUGAUUACUUGAAAUUUUAAUUUUGUAAUUACAAGAAUUCCAGUUCAACCGGACAAGAGGAUUAACUUUGUUUUCAUUUUUUUUUAAAGCUCCAUUUUAGUUGAAUUUUCAGUACCACGAAAUAAUUUUGCGUUUUUCUCCUUUCUUCUUCAGACCCUGUGCUUCUUCCCCAAACCCCCAACACCCUUUUUUUAAGAGUACAAUGGAUCACAGAGUACUUCCCCAACUGUUGUCAGUUUAUUCCAGCUAAAUACCAUAAAAAAAGUUCCACUAUAAUGACGCUCCAGAGCUAGGAAAACUACCACAAGAUCUAAAGCUUUGGCUGGUUAGUAACUUCCAACUAUGGUCUUUAUUUCUUGUGGUGAAAUGAUGUGCCUUUCCUUGCCUGAAUCCAUUCCUGGUUGUAUCAAAAUUAUUUAAUGUCUUCUAAUUCAGUCAUUUUUUUAUAAACGUCUAUAAAACAUUGAACUUUUAAGAAAUCUUAUUUAUUUAUUCCAUUACUAUAGCACUUGACAGAUUUUAAAACAAUGUAACAGUAAUUUCUUACACUGUCCUAAAUCUGUCUUUUUUAAAAAAUAAAAAAUGAAAAGAGA
This is a messenger RNA of Sorex fumeus (smoky shrew), 2075 nucleotides long. RefSeq names its product claudin domain containing 1 (gene CLDND1). NCBI's taxonomy places the organism in Eukaryota, Metazoa, Chordata, Mammalia, Eulipotyphla, Soricidae. The transcript is spliced from 6 exons. Bases 170 to 910 code for a protein of 246 amino acids. The record is from RefSeq and is a predicted model, not a curated record. Gene Ontology annotation, cellular component: membrane.